Molecule: messenger RNA, 567 nt
Organism: Carica papaya (papaya)
Lineage: Eukaryota; Viridiplantae; Streptophyta; Magnoliopsida; Brassicales; Caricaceae
Source: RefSeq, a predicted model, not a curated record
AUGGCUAUAACCUCAAGACUAAUCGUGAUAAUCUUCAUGCUUACAGCUUCCUUCUUGGUUUCCUCUGCGGAAAACUGCUCAACCUAUAAAUUUCCAGGCAACCAAGUUUUCAAUUCUUGCAUUGAUCUUCCAGUCCUGCAGGCCCAUCUGCACUGGAAUUACAUCCCACUGACAAAAAGCAUUCAGAUUGCUUACAGAGCAAGCCAGUCAAUAACCGGGUGGAUUGCAUGGGGAAUCAAUCCAACUGGACUAGGCAUGGUUGGAACACAAGCUCUUGUUGCUUUUCGGAGUUCCAAUGGAAGUAUGGAGGCUCAUACAACACCGAUAACCAGUUACAUGCCCUUGAUGCAACCCAGAAAUCUGAGCUUUCCCGUUUCCAACAUCUCUGCAGAAUAUGCCAAUCAAGAGAUGAUUAUCUUUGCUAUGUUGGGACCACUAAGAAAUAGAACUGCCUUCAAUCAUACCUGGCAAGCGGGUCACUCAGUUUCAAGCAAUAAUAUUCCUCAGAUUCAUUCAACAGAAGGGCCAAAUGUCGAAUCAGUGGGGACAGUCAAUUUUCAUUUAUGA